This is a messenger RNA of Pogoniulus pusillus (Red-fronted tinkerbird), 723 nucleotides long. It is a transcript of the gene FABP2, whose product is annotated as fatty acid binding protein 2. Gene Ontology annotation, molecular function: long-chain fatty acid binding. Lineage: Eukaryota; Metazoa; Chordata; Aves; Piciformes; Lybiidae. Gene Ontology annotation, cellular component: nucleus; cytosol. The transcript has 4 exons. Bases 1 to 399 code for a protein of 132 amino acids. Gene Ontology annotation, biological process: fatty acid transport. The record is from RefSeq and is a predicted model, not a curated record.
AUGGCACUUAAUGGUACUUGGAAAAUAGACAGAAAUGAAAAUUAUGAAAAGUUCAUGGAGGCAAUGGGUGUUAACAUAAUGAAAAGAAAGUUAGGAGCCCAUGAUAAUCUGAAGAUCACAAUGCAACAAGAUGGAAACAAAUUUACUCUCAGAGAAUCAAGCAACUUCCGUACCAUAGAUAUUGAAUUCACUCUGGGAGUCAGUUUUGAGUACAGUCUGGCAGAUGGGACUGAACUUUCGGGUUCUUGGAACAUGGAGGGAAACAAACUUGUAGGAUCAUUUACGAGGAAAGAUAACGGAAAAGUGCUCACAGCAUGCAGAGAAAUUGUAGGUGAUGAACUUGUUCAGACUUACGUGUAUGAAGGGGUUGAAGCCAAGAGAAUCUUCAAAAGGGGCUGAAUACUUCACACAGAACCGCACUAGAAUCUGAAAACAACAAAAAGGGACCAUUUUUCUACAUACCAUCCACUUCCCCCUCCCCCUUUUAUUCCCACACUACACUUCCUAAGAUGGAAUUACUUAGCCCUGCUGAAAACACAGGCUAGUUUCCUUUGUUUACUGUUUUGCCUUGAAUAAACAAAAUCCCAUUACAAUUGACACAAAUGCUAAGACAUCAUUUGUAUCAAGUCCUGCCUAAGUGCCAUACCGCAAAAGGCUGCAGCAACUACUCUCUUUAAGCAGAACUUAAAUACUUUUUGCACUGGUUCUCAAAUGGCAGCUUAG